GUUCACCAGAGCGCGCGCGAUGACAUAAUAGGGGACAUGACAUGACAUGUUCGCGGGAUAAAGUUGGCGAGAUGAGUGGAGUUGAUCAAAGAAUCCUCUUUUGACGACAUUUGCGUUUUGCAACCACAUUGCUGUUUCUCAUCUCCGCCAAUGCGGAUUUUGAGCGUCCAGAGCUGAAGAGCCCUAUCCGUGACACAACGUCGCCUCAUUUUUAUUGGGCUGAUAUUUUGCGCUGGACACCAAACAAGCGAGCAACAAACCACCGCUGUUUUGAAUGACACGCGACGCCAUGAAAAGUUCUGGCCCAUCAUCUCACCGGUCUUUUUCCCAACCUCAUAACCCGGUAGCGACAGAAAACGAAGCUUACCUCGCCUACCUACCAGGUCCAACAAACAGAGCGGGAUACUACUAGCGCCUUCCAAACGACCGGCCUGCCUGGGAAAAAAAGAAGAGGUCUGGCCAGAACUUGAAGUUUAAGCUUUUGCCAAGCAGAGCGUUCGGGCUGGGCGACGGGGAUUGCGCGGCUUGAGCAUGAUGUUUUCCGGCGGCCUUCGCCGGGCUUUAGCUCAGUUUGUUGACGACUCUGGCGCUUCCAAGCCCGAGAUUCCGUUCGGAGGUUUGGCAAAAGGGUCGCUUUCUUCAAGCUUCUUGGCUGGUGGUCUGGGUGGGAGGCUUGUUGGUGGUGUGAUGCCGAAGUUUGAGCGGUGGGUGACUGGACAUGGAUGAAAGGCUUUUUUCUCUUGGCCCAAGGCCUGCCCUGAUCUGGAAGUUGAAUUGAGGCUCGGCGGGUUGGCAGCGGGAGGCUCCUUGAACCUAGAACGUAUAGGGCUGACUGUGCUGGCGUGGACGACGGGAGAUACGAGCCAGAUUGUUCUUGAGUCGGAUGGUGGUUUGGUGGCUUUUUGUUAGUGUCAACGGCGUUGAGAUGGCUUUCUGGAUGGGAUGCGCAGGUUACGUGGAUUCCCAAGAGUUGCUUCAAAGAAGCCCAUCGGGACCGUCAAAAAGCGAGGCCAAAGUCGAGCACCGUAAAUUGAUGCGAAACGAGUUGAUUGAAGGGUGCUGCUUGUUCAACAAGCAGGAGGGUGAGGUUUCUGGGAAUGCCUGGGUCAAAAACCAUUUGUUGACAAGACCCCUGAAGAUGCGAGACGUCUGAGCCAGGGUCGUGGUUCCAUGCACCCCUACCCUGGGAGCAAAACACUGGAAGAAAAUUCUUAAACUGCUGAGGAAAAUGUCGUCUCCACAACCUCCUCAACACGGUUACAACCGGGGCACCGUCGCGGGGAUAUUUCGGUUUCGUAUCUCGAAGUCGAUGAGAUAAGGGUGGACAUUUCUGCGAGACCGGCGACUGCGCUUGUCUUGAUUUGGGCGACGGUGAGAUGGACGGUAAUCCGCCCAGCAAAGGAUUUGUCCAAGAAAACAGCAAUGAGAACUUGACGGAGAGGAUCAACACCGGCCGAGUCAGGAGGGAACCACGGUAUCCAUCAUUAAGGUUGCUGCCAAUGCUGAGGAAAACAGGCUCAAGGCAUAAGGUUUGGCGGGUCGGCGCGCCGUCCUAGAGGAGAGAUGGAAGCAGGCAAGACGUCAUCCCAGACUUGCCAGUCCACCCACUCAGCUUCGCAUCGCGAACACCCCCACACCGCCCGCAGGAGCAGCUCUCCGUCGGGCUGCAUCGCCGGGGUAGACGGGACGGACGAUGGGAAGAUGUUUGGUUCGGAGUUUGACUUUGAGCCAUCGUGGCCACAAAGAUCGAGGAUCCCUGGUUGAUGAAUCGGCCAGAGUCUAAUGCUGUACCCACCCUCCGGCAAUUUCGUCGUGGGUCCCCUCCGAACGUUGAGACUGAAGCCCUCGGAUGAAAAAGCAUCCCAUUGAGAGUGCCCACCAGUGCCACUCUGCUAUAAACACCUUAUCUUCCACUAGACUGGGGGAACUUGGCGACCUGUGAACUGUCAAAAAUGGGCCGCCCCGGAUGCUCGCAGGUCUUGGAACACCGGUCCCAACCAAGACGCUCGAUGCCCAUGGCCUGGUCAUCCACCCACCCAAUUCCGUCUUCCACUUUGCCAAGGUGACGGGGAUCUCGAGCCUUCAGCACACUCCACAGAAGCGUAUUCCAUAGUGGCCGACUGUUGCGGGGUGUGUUCCGCUUGUUCCUUCUUCUUAAAGUCACCAAGCCGCCCCGAUCACCGUCUUCGUCCGAACACCUCCGCCCCUCUAUCGACCCUCUUACGCUGUCCUGUCACCUCAACUUGGAUAGACAGCCCUUCUCCCCGGCCCGUCAUCAUACCCUCAACGGUUUGGACACCUAACCAGUCCAUCAACACCACCUAUACCGGUGUCACUGCAUCACUCCCAACCGACGAGAUGGCUGUCACACACGUCCACGUCGACAACAUGGCCAACAUGGCGGCCUACACGCCAAAGGAGACAGCCGAGUUGAUGUCUCGGAUUGGUGCCAUGAGAGGAAGAGCACGACCCGACAAGAUCUUCUUCUCUGCCUUCAUGGCCGGCUGUCUCGUCAGCUUCACCUCCGCCUCGGCCGUCAUCGCCACUGCCGCCCCAUGGUUCCAGGAAAACGCCCCCGGUCUGAUCAGAAUGAUCAGUGGCUUGAUCUUCCCCAGCGGCAUCGUCAUGAUCUUGAUCUCGGGCUCUGAACUCUUCACUGGUUCCAACAUGAUUACUGGCAUUGCUUGGAUGCACAGGAGGCUGCCGCUCAAGAACCUGCUCAUGCACUGGUUCCUUUGCUUCUGGGGCAACAUGGCUGGCGCGUUGUUCGUAAUGGCCAUCAUUGUUGGCUAUGGUGGCGUUUUCGACAAUGAGAUCUUCAAGCGGCAGGCUAUUGCCACUGCUCAGCUCAAGCAGAUCACUCCCCAAUGGCAUCAAAUCUUCCUGCGCGCUAUCGGUUGUAACUGGCUGGUCUGCCUCUCUUGCUAUCUCGGUCUCCAGGCUAAGGAUGUGACGUCCAAGGUCGCGGGCAUGUGGUGGCCCAUCUUCGCUUUCGUCACCAUGGGACUGGAGCACGUUGUCGCCAACAUGUUCUUCAUCCCCAUCGGCAUCUUCCUGGGAGCCCCUGGGAUUAGCGUUGGACUUUACAUAUGGAAGGGUAUGCUUCUCUUCCUUUUCUUACCUGGGUGUUUGUCGUGCAAGAUGCUAACCCGAAUCGUCCAGGCAUCAUUCCCACAACUCUCGGAAACAUGCUCGGUGGCUUUUUCUUCUGCGGCUUCUUUUACUUCUACAUGCACCUCUUGGGAGAGGAUCCUGUUGCUGUCGACGGGGUCUACUAUCAGCAGCCAGAGCGCUCUCUGGAGGAGGGCAAUCUUUUUGCCAUUCGCAGCGGCACAAUCGUCGAGGAUCGCGGUGGCAAGAGCAGCAACUCUAGCGGGGAGUUCCAGCGCACUGUUCAAACACCUACGACUGCCGCCAUCAACAAGGUUCAGUAGGUGAAUACCGACGCUGCGAUAUUGUCGUUUUUUACACCAAAGGAGUUGGAGAUCUGAAGCUUAGCUUUUCAGGCGCUGCUUGAGGCGUUACGGUCGGUACUGGGGUUUAAGUCUUUGAAGACGGGAGAAGCGAUGCCGGGGAAGGUUUGAGCCACACAAGCGGAGACACAGGCGUUCAAGGACCAUCAGCCUCGUUCCGCCUCUUGUCCCUGGCUCUCAUGCAUACCGAGGUCCCUGAGACGCAUUCUUCCCGCCGCGGUGUUUGGUUUCUGGAGAAAGCGAGCGAGUUUGUCGGAGUUGGGCUGUUCGUUUACUCGCAUCAUUGUCGGCGCAAAGAAAGAAAGAUGAUACCCUCGAUCUGCUGGGCAUAUCGGCGUUCUCUUGCACGUACCUGCGAACGCGUUUGACCAGAAGGGAGGAGGACUUGAAUAGCCGGAGUUGAGUGUGCCAGACGAAAUGUGUUCCGGGCAUGUGGCUAGUGUGGUAAUGGGCUGGAGCUGGAAUGGCAGCCUCAGAGGAAGAGGGCACUGGCGAGGCGAGUAGCAUCCGGCGGGGGGAAGGCGAGGGCCAAGAGCUCGAAGGUCUUCCGAGAGUUGAGUCGGCAUCAUCACGGCCGAUUUCUUGAGAGUCUCCGGCUCUUCAAGGACCAUGAGCUGCUUCAACGGCGCACCGGGUCCCCUAUUUUUGAGUUGGACAUAGCGUGAGCUGCCAUAAAUAGGAUCAAAUUUAUCAACUACUAUCAACCUGUCGCAUGCAAUCACACCGGGAACGUCGCGACCAAUUCAUCCCAGAUAUUGGGGACUACUGCAGGUCAGUAGAGGGUAGUUUAAAUCUUUGUUUCUCGGCCGGGACCCUCCUUACGUGGCCAGAACAGAUCGGCGAAAUAGAGCCAAGCACAUCAAGCACUGGCCCGAUGAAAGAGAUGACGUCGCAUUGGAACAAUUAAAGGUUGCGGAAACCACCUCCGCGUUCCUUUCUUCUCUUGCUGCAUCUUUCCCGUUUUUGCUUGCAACGCCACGCCCGCAUAUCCCGAAUGUCGACGAGAGGCCCAGCCAGGAACAACGGCGAC
Podospora pseudocomata is the source of this 4503-nucleotide messenger RNA. RefSeq lists its product as uncharacterized. NCBI's taxonomy places the organism in Eukaryota, Fungi, Ascomycota, Sordariomycetes, Sordariales, Podosporaceae. The transcript is spliced from 5 exons. Gene Ontology annotation, biological process: transmembrane transport; nitrite transport. Gene Ontology annotation, cellular component: plasma membrane. Gene Ontology annotation, molecular function: high-affinity secondary active nitrite transmembrane transporter activity. The coding region runs from base 2359 to 3438 and encodes 359 amino acids. The record is from RefSeq and is a predicted model, not a curated record.